This is a messenger RNA of Exophiala mesophila, 2035 nucleotides long. RefSeq lists its product as uncharacterized. The transcript has 2 exons. The coding region runs from base 1 to 1680 and encodes 559 amino acids. The record is from RefSeq and is a predicted model, not a curated record. Lineage: Eukaryota; Fungi; Ascomycota; Eurotiomycetes; Chaetothyriales; Herpotrichiellaceae.
AUGGCCUCUAAGCAUGACACGGUGACACCGUGGACCGCAGUUCUGGGCUCACCAAACCGAAAACGAGCGCUUUUCCAGUCCAGUUUCCCGCCCAUCCUGCCUUCUACCAAGAAAGGUCGUUCAGAUGAGGUAGUCACCAGCCGCAUUUCACCUCACCAGCCGAAUCAGCGACAUCAGCCGCAGUCUGACCGUCGUCAUCUCCAGCUUAUUUCUCCAUAUCUCCCAUCAAGCAUCUUGAAAAACUUCAGUACAUAUUGGUUUACUACCCUUUCGCUUCCAUUCGUUGGAAGCAUCCAUGACCAAGAGCCUAGCGUCAUCCUUCUGGAUUUGAAUCCACAGCUCACCCCCGAGAGAUCAGCAUUGAUCCCAUUGCACACGUUAACGGCCGAGGGAUCUGCUGACGAGACCAUCCCACUGAUCGCCAACAAAAGUAUGGAUCUGUCACUCAUUUUGGCACCUCGAAACAAUCUUGUCCCCUGGCUGCAGAAACAUGCUGGCCCUCCCGUUCCCGCGACCCAUCCAAAAAGAAUCAUAGAUCUUCCCCCAGAAGUCAUUGUCAAGAUCCUUAAGAUCACCUUCAUUCGCGAACAGUCCGAGGAGGAGACCUACUACCCAUCGUAUCGUCAAGGUAUGCUUGCAGGGUACAUCAGGGUUGGUACAGAUCCGAAGACUGGUCAAGGUGACGAGGUGAAGACAGGAAAUGUCCCUAUCCCAAUCAACGUAAUGCAGACUUGCCGGCUCUUUCAUAAAAUCUCCUGCAGUACCUUCUAUGGCGACAAUAUCUUCUCCUUUAAAAAACCACGUGUCUGUUUUUGGUGGCUGAAGCACAUUGGUCAAAAGAAUGUCUCGUACUUACGAGGUCUUCGAUUGUACAUCACCUCCGGCAUUGACCUGCCUCACCAGGCCCGAAGCUGCUUCGACCUGACUGCGGAGGAAAAUUGGCUUCAAGUGCUCCAAUACCUUCGCACAAGGCAUCGGCUUGAAUGGCUGGCGCUCACUUUUGACACCUUCAUUAGAUCAGAUUUGCCAGAGGAUGGACUUUCUUCGUAUGCACAGGAGAUCAUGCGUUAUCGAUCAAAUUUGAACCUCGAGUUACACAAGUGGCGAGGAAUUCGCACCGUCACGAUCCAUGACCCUGAGGGAUAUCUUGGAGAUACCCGGAAUAGCAGGAAGCUUGAGUUCCUCAUAAGACAACCUGACGAACGAUCCUCGAAUGAGAUCCCGCGCCCCAAAAAGCCUGUCUCCCUUGCAUCCCUCAUGAAGAGCAUCAGAUUGCAGAACAAGGAGAAAGACGAAGCUGCCUGCCAGCAAAGACAUCAACACAUUUUGACAGAGGGUUUACUUCAACAGCAAAGAAAUCUACUCUUAGAGGGCAUCGUGAAACCCAACUUGGGUCCCCAACUACCAGAUCAUGACACAGUGAUAGAGGUCGAUCCCGACCUACAAGAUCAAGACAUGAUGACAGACACCGUGGCUCCCCAGCCACAAACUCGUGGAAUGAUGAUCGAUCUCGAUACGCUGACUCCGACUGGCGAACCUCGGCGCACCAUUAUCAGACGUACUCAUGUUCCUCGAACGAGCACAACAGUGCGCCCGGGCUCUACUUCAUCCAGAGGAGUCUCAAAACCCAGUCAUUACGGCAAACGCCAUCUCACCCGAGACAAGCUCCCUGAGUCAUAGAGGCUCAGUGCGAUGGAUUAACUGCGAAUCUCCCGACAACUUGCAAGCUAUUUGAUGACUACGGAAUGUUUCUCGAAUCAGGCACAGCAGACGUGGCAUUGUUAAUGCCCUGCACAGCACGCCGAAACGUCGAUUGGGAUGAAAUUUCGACAUGUUGGUGCAGUGCCUGCCAUUACUUACAUCGAGAUUAGUUUGGCUUCUUCUUUUCUAGCUCCAUGAUUAGGACGGAUGAAAGAAUGAACAAUAGUCCCAUAUUGGUGCCCAUUAUUCAAGCUUCGGCAUUCUGCCGGACCAGACAUUCCACGGCGCAGGAGUGCUAACACCGAGAACAUGGGAUGACAGCGAUAGAAAAUAG